Molecule: messenger RNA, 600 nt
Organism: Colletotrichum orchidophilum
Lineage: Eukaryota; Fungi; Ascomycota; Sordariomycetes; Glomerellales; Glomerellaceae
Exons: 2
Coding region: 1-600 (199 amino acids)
Source: RefSeq, a predicted model, not a curated record
AUGCAGCUCUGGUCUCACAAGGCAGCGCAAGACGCCCGUAUCCAAUCAGGAGAGCAGCACCACCACCCUUCCCUACGCGAGAUGCUUGAUAACAAGAACGAACCCAAAGCAGGCGGGAUUGCGCCCGAGAAUAUAUCGGGCCCAAUCCCCAUCAUUCUGUGCGGCCAGUCGGAACAAAUCGGUCGCGGUGUCAUUGAGGGUCUGAAACCGGAUUAUGAAGUCAUCCACUUCAUCACAUCAGCCGCCUCGGGAGCCGUCAUCAUACCAGCCCUCCUGACGUCCAAAACCACUCCACCACCGCAGCACCCGGACACGAGCACAAUCGGGAGCGGGAACUACGCCGCUCCCCCACGCGCCGUGGUUCUCGGCAGCGUGUUCGACGAUGCGGCAGUCGAGCUCCUUCAGAAAGCCGUCGUUGACGACGAUCAAGGUACCCCGUCGAGAAAGGUACCUUGGCUGAGGCAUGACUUGAGAAAGCCGGCGCCGCCUCUGGGGCCCGAGUACGGCAAGGCCAUGGUCGCGCGUGUCAAGGAGGUGCUAGGACGGUUGGAGGGGGAGGGGAAACUGGGUGGUGAGUAUGGAGGUGACGAGUGGUAUUGA